GUUAGAAAUGAGUUAGACAAAGGAAUUGUACUGUUUAAAACUAUUAGGGAUUUAGUUCAGUGCACGCAAGAAUCCAGCUAUUAGAUUGCAGCAAAAUUUGUUAAUUUGGAACUUGACCGGGGAUGGUCAUACUUGGCAUGCAACAAGUGUAGUCGAAAGGUGGAAAAAGUUGGAAAUAAAUACUUUUAUGCCAAAUGCAAUGAAGAAGAGUCUUCUGUUACUCACAGGUAUAGGCUUCAAGUUCGUGUUAUGAAUGGAACCGCUUUUAUCUCAUUGUUGCUUUGGAAUCGCGAAGCUAUGCAACUUAUAGGGAAGUCCGCAAAAGAACUUAAGGAAAGAUUAGUUGAGACUUCACUUGCGAAUGCUGACUGUUCUUAUCCAAGUGAAAUGGACGAUAUUCUUUAUAAAAAAUUCAUGUUCAAGGUUAUUGUUAAGCAAGAGAAUAUUGAGUCGCAGGUCGAAGUCUACAAAGUUCUUAAGUUUACUGAUGAUGAUGACCUUCUAAAGGAAUACGACCAUACUUUAUUCGAAGACAAUAUGAAUGAUCCACAUUUUUUGGAUGGACAAAGCUCAAGUGGAGAUAAGCUUUUCGGGGAUCUUAUGGCCGAAAGUCAGCUGAAGUCUGUUUUGCAAACUCCCAUUGAGAAAAGUGUAUCAGAAAGUGGAUCGUCGGUGUUAGACGAUGGAGAUGCUUGCAAUGCAAAAAUAUCCCCUUUGAAGACAUAUGACAAGAAAACUAGAUCCGCUAAUAAGGCAUCAGCAGAUGAUGACUUCAAUUCUCAACUGUCUAGCAACAAGGUUCGCAGAGUCAUAAAGAAAGAAAAGAAUCCCUGAUUGGUCUUACUGCAAUGCGUCUUGCUCUGCACUUAUAUAUUUUGUACUUCUAUCGCUUCAAUGUUCUGCGUUUUAUAUGUUAUAUGGUGAAAUGACUCUACCUAUGCAACUUCAUAUUUUCUUUAUCAAUCAUGAUGCGAUUCUGUUAAAAAACUAAGUGUUGUAGUUGGUAAGAUGCAAAUUUAUAGGUUGCGCUUUUGGAAUUUAACAGAUGACUUUUUGCUGCCUUGUGAA
Messenger RNA from Nicotiana tabacum (common tobacco), 1068 nucleotides. The record is from RefSeq and is a predicted model, not a curated record. Lineage: Eukaryota; Viridiplantae; Streptophyta; Magnoliopsida; Solanales; Solanaceae.